Messenger RNA from Zootermopsis nevadensis, 6706 nucleotides. RefSeq names its product miles to go (gene mtgo). The record is from RefSeq and is a predicted model, not a curated record. Lineage: Eukaryota; Metazoa; Arthropoda; Insecta; Blattodea; Termopsidae. Gene Ontology annotation, molecular function: protein binding.
UAGCGGACACGUAAGCAUUCGGUCGGCUCGUGCAGAUGGUUGUGCAGUCGACUAUUGUAUUUCGGAAAACUCUUUUAAUCGACGUAAUUUGGUGCAAGUUUCAAGUGUUUUUUUAACUUUAUACCGAUAUAUAAAAGUGUUUGGUGACGCCAGAGGAACUGUAUGUAUUGCAACUAAUACAGCUUGAAUUGAUUCUGUGCAUUGACAAGUCAAAUUGACAUAACGGACAUUCAGGAAGCUGACAGAAACAUCGACGACUGUCAAGUGGGAGAGACGAUGCCUUCUGGAUAAGAUUCCUCCGUGAUUUUGUUCUGUGUCUCAAGAAUCACUUCGUCGAGUGCAGCAGCGACGCCUUCGGGUUUCAUUGCAAGGACGUUCGUGUGACAAGUCUGAAAUCGAUAUCGUCUGUGAUAUUACUAGUUUUCUGUGUUCAUUAUUCACUGUGAUCUGUGUUCUGUGUGCACUUGGUCUGUCCGGUGGCGAUAAGAUUAAAUACAAGAGCCCAGUGUUCCGUGCAGCGCCCAGAAUCUCACACGUGCGCCUUCUGUUGUCGAUGCUGGCCAUCCCGUCAUCUGCACCUCCACUCUCGUUGCUUGCUGUCCCUCAAGGGUGGUGUGGUACCCCCGCUGGUUGUCUGGCUCAUGUUGAAGGCUAUGGUUGCAGGACAGACGGCGGAAACUCAUGAUGACAUGUAUUGCUCUCAAUAUGACUACUACCAAGACUAUUACCCUCAGCAGCCGGAGCUGUGUCCCGCGCAUGCGCAGCUCUGCACUGUCCACGGAGAGUACGGGCCGGUGACUGUGCCGAUGGUGUCGACCAAUUCGUCUCCUCCCAUCGCGAUGCCAGUGCAAGUGCCCCCCGGUCACGUGGUCCAGCAGAUCGUGGACGAGAGCGGAACGCUCCGCCACGUCAUCCUGUCCCCGCAGCCGCCGAUCGUCCCGAUGCCGCCACCUCACUACGGACCAGGGCCUGGGACCAGCACAAACCAGCCUCCGCAACCAUUCUUUGCUCCGCAGGGUCUGCCCCCGGGAUAUCAUUUUGGCCAUGGAAGUCCGAUGCAGCCGGGCGUCAUGGGACACGGACCUCCGCCUACGCAGCAGGCGCACUCUCCUCCGCCGCCACUUAAUUUCAAGGAUGAGAGGACGCAGCGUCAAUAUAUCAAAUUGAAGAAAAAGCUGGAGCAGAAGCACAUGCGAGUAGACAAUGUCAGUAUUACCUCUUCACAAGUUACGCCGCCCAUCUCGCCCAGAAAAGAACUGGCGAACGGUGUGCGGCGGGGCAAGGACCGUGGGAUGAGUAGCGUUGGUACGUCUGAAGAUGGAGAGGAAAGCAGUAGUGUGCAGGAGGAUGAGGAGGAGGAUGUCCAUCUCAUUAUGGAGAUGUUGUCCACUGUCAAGCCUCCACAGGUUGCAGAACUAAGUUCGCGAAGUGCCUUACUCCAUUGGUUGCCCCCAGAACGAUUCACUGAAUCUCCCACGUUGGAAGGAAAGCGCUCCGAGUUUGACUUCUCGGAUGCUGACCUCUGUUACGAGGUGUUGCUGAGUGAUAAGGGGAAGGAAGGAAAGUACAAGUCAAUUUACAGUGGCGUUUCUCUUUCUUGCAGGAUUGAAGAUCUGAGGCCUGGGACAGAAUACUCAGUGUGUCUGCAGGUACAGCUCGAAGAACUUCAGAGUUCAGUAUCAGAGCCCACCACCUUCGUAACUCCAGCCUGCGAACCUGAUCAGCCGCAGCCCCCGAAACUCAUCACCCGUUCUCGUACUAGCCUUCAACUCAGGUGGAAUGGAUCCGCAGACAAUGGGUCUCACAUAACGCAUUACAUUCUCGAGUAUGACGAAGGAAGAGAUGAAGGCUUUGUGGAAGUGUUCAAGAGCAGAGGAAAACAGCAUAAUCUCGCCAAGCUCCAAGCGUCGACGGGCUAUAAGUUCAGGCUGGCCGCAGUGAAUGCGUACGGUAAAAGUUGUUAUUCGGACGUGGUGCAGUUCUCGACGUCCGGAAGCCCUCCCAGCCAACCGACUCCGCCAGUGCUCAAAGAAGCCUCAGUCACCAGUCUUCAUCUGGCAUGGCAGAUGCGUCCAUUUGACGAUGACUUUUCUCUUCAAAUGGAUCACAGAGAAUUGGGGCACGGUUUCCUUCCCGUCUACAACGGCAAGGACUUGCAUUACGUCUGUGACGGACUUCGCAGACAUACAGAAUACUGGUUUCGACUUCGUGCUCACAACGAGGAAGGUCCCUCACGCUGGUCUGAUGAAGUUUGUUAUCGGACGCUUCCCGACAGACCCGCCACACCUUCCAGGCCUACGGUCAAGGGUCGUGUUCAUGCUCAGACAUUUAAAAUGAAGUGGGAUCCUCCAUCAGACUGCGGUGGUGCAGAUAUUACCACAUAUCUUCUGGAACUUGAUGGAGGAAGUGGUUUUGAAACUGCGUAUACAGGUUCAGAGACAGAAUUUAUAUGCGAUCGCCUGACUCCCGGCACCACGUACCAGUUGCGCGUGUCGUGCAUCAGUGCAGGAGGCCGUAGCAAAUGUUCAGACCCGUGCAUUGUUACUACAGAGGCUGUUUGUCCUGGAAAAUGCUCUCCACCUCGCUUGCAUGGCAAACCACGUGCCACUUCCCUUGCCCUCAAAUGGAGUUAUCCUGAAUAUGAUGGAGGAGCUCCACUUUCUGAAUUUGAAGUUGAAAUGACAAGUCCAAACUCCAGCCGGCAGCAGACGUACAGAGGGAAAGAUGCUGAAUGCAUAGUUUCAAAUCUGUGUCCUGGACAAACCUACGUCUUCCAAGUCAGGGCAUUUAAUAGGGUUGGGCCUGGUCCAUGGUCUGACAGCCUAGAGGUGAUGAGUGGGGCCGCACCUCCCGACACCCCCCGUGAACCCGCGGUUAUAUGUCGGUCCUCCCACCACGCCGUUGUUCACUGGGAUGAGCCUUCCAGCAAUGGAGCACCAAUCACAGAGUACCGGCUUGAGAUGAGUAUGGCGGACAGAGAACCGGAUUACACCACAGUAUUCCAUGGCCUGAAUAACUCGCAUGAAAUUAAAGGCCUAAGCGCAGCGACUCCGUACUAUUUUCGGAUACAGGCUUGUAACAGUGCUGGCUGGAGUGGAGUCUCGGCCACAUGUCAAACCAUUACGCCUCCCUCCUCGCCUGCAGCCGUGUGUUUGCCUCGUUACGUAGCCACGCCAACGACCUUAAAGCUGUCUUGGCAGGAGCCAGCCUGCCAUGGAGCUGAUAUUCUCCAUUAUAAUAUUGACAUGAGUGACCAUGUCAAAUCUACCAGUGGACCAGCAGUGGAGCACGCACUGGAAGGCCUAAUUCCAGACACAACUUACAGACUGCGAGUGCAGGCAGUGAACAACGUGGGACCAGGACCGUUUUCACCCAUCUUGCGUGCAACAACCUUGCCACUCCCUCCGGCCCCACCCAAACUUGAAUGUGCUGGUGUGGGGCACAACUACCUGAAGCUCAAGUGGGGCGAUGGCAAGAACCCCAAUUUCAACCAGUACAUGGUCGAAUCAGAGAAUACGUGGACGAAAGAAUUUCAGUGUGUGUACCAAGGCACAAGUCAUACCUGUAAAGUAAAUCGUCUGCAAGAAAUGACGAUGUAUAGGUUCCGAAUUGCAGCAGCUAAUGGUGCGGGGCAGGGACAUUAUUCUGAGAUCUAUGAAUUCAGCACCUGCAUUGCACCACCUCCCUCUCUAAAAGCUCCAAAAUUCAGUGACAUUCAACAAAGGAGCUGUGUGGUUGAAUGGAAUGCUUGUAAACCCAUUGGUAGUGACCCAGUAGUAUAUCAAGUUCAGCUUUCACGUCUCCGAGACCAGGAAUAUAAACAAGUGUAUAGAGGAGCUGAGACCAAAGUGCAGCUGAAUGACCUUGAACCAGGCGCAGACUACAGUGUUCGGGUUUGUCCCGUAAGGCAAGCGACUAUUGGAGAUUUAUGUGGUGUGUACUCUCCAUCAUCAACCUUCUCCACCUUGCUGCCAGAUUUAGCGACGGUUGCAACUACGAAGACAGCUAUUUUGCAGGUCACUGAGAGAAAGCCAUUGUCAGAUCAGCAGUGGGCAUUGAUCAUUCUUUGUGGCUUCACUCUGUUUGCUUUGCUGACGGCCGUAGUAAUGCAGAAAGUGAUUCACUGGAGCAAAGGAGCACCAUGAAGGGCUGAAGCCAAGCAGCAUUUCUGUUGUGUUGCGUUCACCCCUGAUAUUCCGUAUUAACUAUGAUCGCACGUUAAUUUUUAUUAUUUUCUUUUUGUUUAUUUUCUUCUUGGACCAUUUUAUAUUAUUAUUAACUACUAUAUAACUGCUUUCCAACCAUGGCUUGCUGUACUCUUGAUGACACACAGAGAAGAGGUAAAGUGUAUUAAACUAAUAGCUACAGGUCAUUAGCGUUCUGGGAGCACACAUCACUUCCAUUUAAUUGGUUAAUUUAAUUACUAAAGCUGAUCUACUGUGUGUUGUGAUUCAAGUGACAAGUGGCGUCUUACAAACCAUGAUUGGAAGGAACCUUAACUUUUUGGCCGUUGGGACCAUAAGCUGUGGAUCAGUUCUUGGAAGAAGGGAAAGAAAUGUAAAUUACAACUUUCAAAUUAAUAAACUGUCAUAAGUUGUGUAAUUGAAUUUUGUAUGUCACUGUCUUGUGUCAGUUAUGCCUCUCGUGAAGUUCGGACUUGUCGGUGACAUCGUACGUUUUAUUUUCAGGUUUUUAUAGAUUUGUUCCUCAAUUCCAUUCCAUGAACUUCUUUCUGAUGUUUACCCUUUAAUCAUGCCUUUUCAUAUAUUUGCAUCAACCAAGUAACUUGUGUAUGUAAGGCAUGCAGCUUUGAAUGUUGUUUUUAUGAUUCUACAGACUGCUUUACGGAUGUGGAGCUCUGCUGGUACGUGGCUCCUCCAUGCUUGUUUUCUUAACAGCAUGUGCUGUACUGUAUCAGAGUGUCAGUAUUUCUUGGCAGUGCAUCUUUUUUUGUGACAACUGUACUGUGGUUAUUUACUCUUAUUAUCCAUAAGAAUGGUGGUUGGUGAGUUUUGACAUCAUUUUGGGCAUGCUUACAACCGUGCAGAACACCCACUAAAAAAAACUCUAUCUAUCCAUAUGCAUUAAAACAAGUGAACUAGUUUCAGUUCCAUUUUAUAAAAAUGUUGACCUGUUUCAAUUUUCAUUUACAUUGGACAGUUUCAAUAACCUCUUUACAAAGAAAAUUGUUUUUGAAUUUAAGCAGAAAAAUUUCACUGGUAACAUAGCACAUAAUUUUACCAUUGAUAUCUUACCAAGUCACUGCUGUAGCUUAAGUAGCUUGAAUUGCCUCAUCACCCCCACCCCUCCACCAUUUCCAAAUCAAUAGACAAAUGUUUAGAUGCAGUAAAUAAAAAUAUUUAAAUUCUCCUUUGCACCUGAUGGUUCAAGUUCCUCUGCUAUACAACUCUUGUAAUAUUAUCAAGUAUGUAAUGAAAAUCCCAUUUCUCGAAACUUUCUGCUUUCAUCGGAGACUUUGGGUGAUUCUGAUGGGUGUACAUAGUAUGUCCUUUACUCUCAAGACUGCAUCAUCGUGUCAAAGCUCAUUUGUCUCACACAUCUUUGAUGUUAUGUGUGAUUCACAAAAGUCAAAUUCUGGCAAAUGCACCACAGUUAUGCUAUUCAUACAUUUCCUAACUUUGUUUCCUAAUCACUGUUGAGUGGGGUGUUGUGUGAGAUCCUCUCUAUUGAUUGGCAUUUCAUAUAUCGUCAUUAGGCCUAACGUAAUGUUAUCGUACUUCCUGAAAUGUAUUUUGUUUUCAUCUGCUGUGCAUUACAUUACUGUCUAAGUCUGUGACGCAUGUAGCGUGCGUUCUUAUGGUAUUUACUGAAAUCUCUUAUUUGUUACAUGACUAUCUGAAUUGGGGAGUGGGGUCAGGUAAAGAUUUUGCUUUAUCUUUUUUCGUUCUUUAACUUUGGUCGGAAUGCACAGUGGUGAUGCCAUAUAGUAGCUAAUAUCAUGUGGUUCUGAUGCAGACUGUUAGGAACUGUGUAAUACACAGUGGAGAUUAACCAUGAAUAUUUGUAGAGGAUUUGUAUUCUAUUUACAUUAUUUUCUCCAUAAUAUAACAUUUGUUUUUCCCUUCUUGGGGGUUAUGGGAUAUUUUCAACAAGUAUUCUGUUGCAUUUUAAAGACAUGUUAUGUGGCAGGUGUUGUCUGUGGUGCUAAAAUUGUAUUCCUAGUUAUUAUGUUAAUAGUGUAAUAAUGAAUUCCAUGGGCUAUAAACCAGGAGCAUGAAACCAAUGUAUUUUUAAUAUGAUAUUAAAAUGUGAUUGAUUUUUAGGUGCAACCAUCAUAAAUUGAAUGAGAUGGGAUUUGUUUAAAUAUGUAUGUUGUGUAUGAACAUUGUAAAUUGCUUCCAUAUGCCUUAAUUUAACACAUUCACUGUGUUCUGCUAAGCAGCGCUGGUUUCCAGGUCACAGUGAAGUGAAUUAGGAUAUGUAUAUAUAUAUAUUAUAUAUGGUUACAGAGGUGUUAAAUUAUUUCAUUGAAAUUUAUAGUAAAUUAGUUUGUGACUGGAUCAUAUUCUUGUAUGUAAUCAUUUUCAAAAAAAAUAAAUAAAAAUAAAAGAGGGAAAACUGUAAUAGUGGUUGGAAAGCAGAAUACUUUAUACUGUUGUCUUGUGCUUAUGAAAUGGUGAACUAUUAUACAUUAUUUUUAUUGUUACAAUUCCUAUAUAAAAAUUGAAAUUAUUAUUAUUGUUUA